UGUUCCUUUCCACUCCGCUCUUUGGGGUGACUGCGCCAAUUUAGUUUUAGCUCUGAUCAAAUCUUAUUCCAUCUUCCAAAAUGAAAAUCUACAAGGAUAUAUUUACAGGAGACGAGAUGUUUUCCGAUACUUAUAAAAUAAAACUUGUUGAUAAUGUUAUCUAUGAGGUUUAUGGCAAGCUUAUCUGUCGCAAAGUUGGAGAAGUUGAAAUUGCUGGAUUCAAUCCAUCUGCCGAAGAACCAGAUGAAGGAACUGAUUCAAGUAUGGAAACUGGUGUUGAUAUUGUUUUAAAUCAUAGAUUGCAGGAGACUUAUGCUUUCAGUAGUAAAAAAUCAUAUACUCUCUACCUAAAAGAUUUUAUGAAAAAACUUGUAGCUAAAUUAGAAGAAAAAGCUCCUGAUCAGGUUGAAGUUUUCAAAACAAAUGUGAACAAAGUCAUGAAAGAUAUUUUAAGUCGAUUUCAAGAACUUCAGUUUUUUACCGGAGAAUCAAUGGAUAUUGAUGGACUUGUUGGGCUCAUGGAAUAUCGUGACAUAGAGGGUGAUACUGUACCAGUACUGAUGUUCUUUAAACAUGGAUUGGAAGAGGAAAAGUUGUAGAAAAGUUUUAUGCAACAAUUUUUUAACAUUUAUAAUCAGAAUCAAGACUGUUAUCUGACUGGAGAAAACCAUGAAAUUUUGUUCAUGGUAUUGAACAUGCAUUACUUCCAGAAUAAUGCAAUAAUUUAUUUUUAAUUGUUAUCAAUAUUUUUAUGCAAGUCAAUGCUAUUGUAAAUAUUAUUGGUGCACAAAUAGAACAGUAUAAUCACCACGAUAUAAUUUUAAAAGAAGAAGAUGGGACAAGAAUAAAUGAUCAUGAGAGGAUUAAUGUGCUAUCAAUAGCUAUUGAAAUUAUACAACGAUGGAAUUUGUUUCUAAAUACAACAGAAUAAGUUUAUUCAAAAUAAAAAACUAUACAUUUUUCUAAACCCUAA
Ceratosolen solmsi marchali is the source of this 973-nucleotide messenger RNA. RefSeq names its product translationally controlled tumor protein (gene Tctp). The record is from RefSeq and is a predicted model, not a curated record. Gene Ontology annotation, cellular component: cytoplasm. Gene Ontology annotation, molecular function: calcium ion binding. Lineage: Eukaryota; Metazoa; Arthropoda; Insecta; Hymenoptera; Agaonidae. Bases 81 to 599 code for a protein of 172 amino acids. The transcript is spliced from 5 exons.